AUGGAUCCCGACCGAGCUGUAGCAGAUAAUGUAGAAAGCAAUGCACCGGCUCCCGCGCAAGGGACUGCGCCUGAGGAAAGUAGACAUGGAACUGAAACACAUAGUCAGGAUGAGGCUCGAGAAGCCUUCCUUCAUAUGAUGAAUAAUUGGUACACAGAGUUUAUUCGAGCAAAUCCGAAUGUUCAACCUCCUCCACUCCGUCCUAUUCCUCAAUCGAUUCCUGUAGCUUCACAAGAAUAUGAAAGAGAGUUUGUUAGACUUAGUAAAUAUGCUCAAGAGUGUGUUCCCACAGAAGCUAUUAUGUGUAAAAGGUUUGAAGACGGGUUAAAUGAAGAUAUCAGAAUAUUUGUUGGGAUGUUGGAACUGAAAGAAUUUUUAGUACUGGUUGAUCGAGCUUGCAAGGCAGAAGAAUUGAAUAAAGAAAAGAGAAAAGCUGUGAUUGAGGCUUGGGAUGCAAGAAAAAGACCAAUGAGUAAGUCAUUCCAAACUCAGUCAAAGAAGUUCAAAGACGUGAAUUCUCGAUCGACUGCUUCAACUGGUAUUCUUACCGAGAUCUGUGGUUCUCGACAACACUACAUUAAAGAUUGCCCUGAGAAAGUUGAAGAAGAAAAAUUUCAGAAUGUUAGAUCGGGUGAUACUGUUAGCAGAGGUAGACCACUGAGAAAAACUGGAAACAGAGCUAGCAGUAAAAGUGAAAUGAAAGAUACAGUUGUGAGACCAAAAACUAGAACACCUGCUAGAGCUUAUGCUAUACGUACUCGAGAAGAUGCAUCAUCUCCCAAUGUGAUUACUGCAAAUUUGAUGUUGUUACCAUUUGAUGAGUUUGAUCUUAUUUUAGGGAUGGAUUGGUUGACUUUGCAUGAUGUCAAGAAAUAUUUGAGAAAAGGGUGUGAAGCUUAUCUUGCUUAUGUGUUAAGCACUGAGAUGACUGAGUCGAAGCUUGAAUCAGUACCAGUAGUCUGUGAAUUUUCGGAUGUGUUUCCAGAGGAAUUGCCUCGAUUACCUCCAAUUAGAGAAGUUGAGUUUGCUAUUGAUUUGUUACUUGGGACUGCACCGAUCUCUAUUACUCCGUAUAGAAUGGUCCCAACCUAA
This is a messenger RNA of Gossypium raimondii (Peruvian cotton), 1092 nucleotides long. RefSeq lists its product as uncharacterized. NCBI's taxonomy places the organism in Eukaryota, Viridiplantae, Streptophyta, Magnoliopsida, Malvales, Malvaceae. The transcript is spliced from 5 exons. The coding region runs from base 1 to 1092 and encodes 363 amino acids. The record is from RefSeq and is a predicted model, not a curated record.